AUGGCAUGGGACGGAGGAAUCGAGCCCAAUGGCACAGAGGGCCAGAAUUUCUACAUCCCCAUGUCCAACAGGACUGGGAUUGUGAGGAGUCCUUUUGAGUACCCACAGUACUAUAUGGUGGAUCCCAUGAUAUACAAGCUUCUAGCUUUCUACAUGUUCUUCCUGAUCUGCACUGGAACUCCCAUCAACGGCCUGACAUUGUUGGUCACAGCUCAGAACAAGAAGCUCCGGCAACCUCUAAAUUACAUUCUGGUCAACCUGGCUGUAGCUGGACUGAUCAUGUGCGCCUUUGGAUUCACCAUCACCAUUACAUCUGCUGUCAACGGGUACUUCAUUCUCGGUGCAACUGCCUGCGCUGUUGAGGGAUUCAUGGCCACACUUGGAGGUGAAGUCGCUCUCUGGUCACUGGUCGUCCUGGCUAUUGAGAGAUAUAUUGUCGUCUGCAAACCCAUGGGAAGCUUCAAAUUCACUGGAACUCACGCAGGAGCCGGAGUCCUUUUCACCUGGAUCAUGGCCAUGGCUUGUGCUGCCCCUCCACUGGCUGGCUGGUCGAGGUACCUUCCUGAGGGCAUGCAGUGCUCCUGCGGACCCGACUACUACACUCUGGCUCCAGGCUUCAACAACGAAUCCUAUGUCAUAUACAUGUUUGUCGUCCACUUCUUCAUUCCCGUCUUCCUCAUUUUCUUCACUUAUGGAAGCCUUGUGCUCACAGUCAAAGCUGCUGCAGCCCAGCAGCAGGAGUCAGAGUCUACCCAGAAAGCUGAGAGGGAAGUGACACGCAUGUGCGUCUUGAUGGUCAUCGGGUUCCUGGUAGCCUGGGUGCCAUAUGCCUCUUUUGCUGGUUGGAUCUUCAUGAACAAAGGAGCUGCCUUCAGUGCUCUGACAGCAGCUAUACCCGCCUUCUUUGCAAAGAGCUCAGCCCUGUAUAAUCCCGUUAUCUACGUGCUGAUGAACAAACAGUUCCGUAACUGCAUGCUGACCACUAUUGGAAUGGGCGGCAUGGUGGAGGAUGAGACCUCAGUCUCUACCAGCAAGACAGAAGUGUCCUCUGUGUCUUAA
Messenger RNA from Plectropomus leopardus (leopard coralgrouper), 1059 nucleotides. Its product is annotated as green-sensitive opsin-like. Gene Ontology annotation, biological process: visual perception; G protein-coupled receptor signaling pathway; phototransduction. Gene Ontology annotation, cellular component: membrane. Gene Ontology annotation, molecular function: G protein-coupled receptor activity. Lineage: Eukaryota; Metazoa; Chordata; Actinopteri; Perciformes; Serranidae. The record is from RefSeq and is a predicted model, not a curated record.